UUCACAAAAAUUUUGUUGUCCUGGUGUCAACAGACAAUCACAUGCCGGGCAGCCAUUGCGUGGAAAACAGGUUCUACUCUUGCAAUUGAGGAAGUACAAGUCGAUCCACCAAAGGCUCGGGAAGUUCGUAUUAAGAUGAUAUCUACAGGGAUCUGUGGUACUGAUGAUCAUGCAGUAAAAGGAUUACUCUCCGUAAACUUUCCUUUCAUCCCAGGCCAUGAAGGAGCUGGGAUUGUAGAGAGUAUUGGCGAAGGAGUGAGCUCAGUGAAACCAGGAGAUAAAGUCCUCACACUCGCUAUACCACAGUGUAGAGAAUGCAGUUCCUGUUUGCAUCCCAAGGGAAACUUCUGUGAGAAGCAAGAUGUUCUACCUUCUUCUGGAUUAAUGCUGGACAAGACCAGCAGAUUUACCUGCAAAGGAAAAAAGAUUUAUCACUCUUUCCGUGCAAGCACAUUCACUGAAUAUACGGUUGUACCUGAGAUUGCAGUGGCAAAAAUUGAUGCUGCUGCUCCUAUGGAUAAAGUUAGUAUCAUAAGCUGCGAGGUGUCUACAGGUUAUGGAGCUGCUGUAAAUUCGGCCAAGGUCACUCGCGGUUCCACGUGUGUGGUCUUUGGACUUGGUGGAGUUGGUUCAGCCAUUGUCAUGGGCUGUAAAGCAUCUGGUGCUUCUAGGAUCAUUGGGGUUGACAUCAAUGAGGAGAAGUUUCCCCGGGCAAGAGCAUUAGGGGUCACGGAUUGUCUCAACCCUCGAAACCUCAAGAAACCUGUCCAGCAGGUGGUCAUGGAAAUGACAAGAGUUGGUGUUGACUUUGCCUUUGAAGCCAUUGGACUCAGUGAUACGAUGAUUGCUGCUUGGGAUUCCUGCCACCGGAGCUAUGGUGUCUGUCUGAUGGUUGGGGUGGCUUCAUCAAAUUCACAGCUUUCCCUGAACGCACCAGAUAUUAUCUCUGGACGGACACUGAAGGGUGUGUGUUUAGGAGAUUAUAAAACCAGAGACUGUAUUCCCCAACUAGUGACUGAUUACCUGCAAAAUAAAAUUAAUAUAGAUCCCUUAAUAACCCAUCAGUUGCCUUUUGACCAACUCCACAAAGCUUUCGAGUUGUACCAUGCUGGAAAAACAGAAAUGAUGGGAUUUAGUGAUGACAUUGUUGAUAUGUCCAUCAACCCAAUUGAUCUCUGUCACCAGUCCAUGAAAGGUGUCACUGACUUAUCCCUUGUUGCCAUUCUCAGAGUACCUCCAUAA
This is a messenger RNA of Panthera uncia (snow leopard), 1242 nucleotides long. RefSeq names its product alcohol dehydrogenase 6-like. The record is from RefSeq and is a predicted model, not a curated record. The transcript is spliced from 8 exons. The annotation marks the transcript as partial. Gene Ontology annotation, molecular function: all-trans-retinol dehydrogenase (NAD+) activity; zinc ion binding. Gene Ontology annotation, cellular component: cytosol. Lineage: Eukaryota; Metazoa; Chordata; Mammalia; Carnivora; Felidae. Gene Ontology annotation, biological process: retinoic acid metabolic process; retinol metabolic process.